AUGGAUGAGACACAGUCUUCCCGGGUCGCAAAACGGCGCCCAGCCAAGGCGUGCAACACCUGUCGACGAAAGAAAGUCAAGUGUGACGGGAAACGACCGAUUUGCUCUUCAUGCAUGAUUUUCAAACUUCCCUGUGGUUUUGAAGAUGCCGGGAGUCAGCCCACUAGUCGCUUCACUCGUGCAUAUGUUGAAGAGCUAGAAGAGCGCAUCAAACAAAUGGACGAGCAACUACAGCAGCUGCGGCGGGGUGGACGCCCGGAAUCACCAACCUCUGUGGAUACUACUAGGCCAUCUGGGCUUGAUCGUUCUGAAUCAGAGGAAGCCAUAUUUUCUGCUCCUCGAGCUCCUGAUGAGAGUUCCUCUGACAGUCCACAGAACUAUGACCGGCCGUCGUAUUUCCUUCGAGCUCACGAUGGCAAGAUGCGCUUCUUUGGGGUGUCCUCUGGAUUUGGUAUCCAUUGCUCUCGGGAAGCUAGUCAGUCAAAAUCUGGACGGCCCAAGCUAGCCUGGGGAAAUGUAGCCAGACGUAAUGCCACCCAGUGGCCAUUAACAAACUGGGUUCCCCGAAUACUCCAAGACAGCUUUGAGAAACGUAUCACUCAGCCUCUGCCGUCAAAAGAGACUACACUGGCCCUAGUGGCUGAGUAUUGUGCAACCUUUAACCAGGCCAUCCCACUGGUUGAUGAUACGUCACUCACGCAGUUGGUAGAGAGGCAAUUCUCAUGGAACCCGGACGAGAGCCCUUCAUCGUGGGUCUUGAUCAACACUGUCCUUGCCUUCUCUUACAGGGGGAGGGCACAGUCAUCGACACACGAAAGUAGCGACUACUGGAGGAUGUCGCUAGGCCAUAUUAAAAACGCUUUGAAUGUUCUGGUCGACCUUUUUCUUCGCAAUGCAGAUCUUGCCGCCGUUCAAGGACUAUUAGGAUUAGCUUUGUACUUUCAGGGCACACCAAAUGCCCAGGCCCUGUUUAUGCUUGCGGCAUCAGCAAUGCGCCUGGCUCAUUCGAUCGGGCUGCAUAAAAACACCACUGCUGACUUCAGUCAAUCUGAGAUUGAAGAGCGACGCCGGACCUUCUGGAUCGCAUUUACUCUGGACGCUGAUAUCUCCAUGCGUGUGGGCCGCCCACCGGUCCAGGAUAUGGAAGACUACAGUACACCCCUGCCAUCUGAAACACCACACGACGGUAAAGGCAUCAUCUCGAUCGAUGGAACCUCUAUUAACUUUUUCCGCCUCCUUACACAAUUUGCCAUUAUCCAACGACGUGUCUACCGGCAUCUCCAGACGGUGGUCGUCGCCCGGCAACCCAAAGAGACUGCUCUUGAGUCUGCAGAGGCGUGCGAAAAGGCCCUUUUGCAGUGGAGAUACUCGUUCCCUGAUUUAUUACAGCCUCAGAACCCAUUUCUGUCCAAGCCUGACGCCCAUCUACAUGUAUUGCGCUUAUAUCUUGCGUAUCAUUGCUGCUACGCCAGCCUCCGCCAGCUCCCUCUGGUCUCUUCCGCUCCCACAUCCCAGGAAAAUCUCACAAUUGUUGACAAGGAUAUAAGCGCGCUUUGCCUCCGCUCGCUUGCCUCUGCACGGUCUGCGCUGCGCUUCCUCCCACAUUUACGCUUGCUCGAGUCUAGCCACAAAUGGAAUGUACUCUACUUCUUCGCCACAGCAUCCGUGGCCCUAUCAUCCGAGAUCUGGAUUCACCCUACGCACGAGCUCGCCAACGAUGAUUUAGCCAUGGCCCAUGAAGUCGUCAAGUUCUUUACGGCCGUUUCACAUGAGGAGCCCGGUACAUAUGUCGAUUUUAUCUUGAGCGUGUGUUCGGAUUUAGAGGUUUCUGCCAGACGGGCUUUUCACGAGGCACGUAUCGCGCCAACUGGAACAGAUGACAAUGUUGCCGAUAUACCUGGCAAUGUUGACAUUACGGGGCAGCAACAGCAACAGCAGCAAUUUGCCAACUACGCUGAUAAUAAUGGCGGUCUUUUCAAUAAUGAUCCUGCUGGGCUUCUUACUGACCCUAACGGUGACUUUCUCAACUCGCAGUGGUUUGUUCCUCCGUUUUGGAAUUGGCAGGAUAUGGUCAUCGGCGUGCCUGACUCGCCUGAAAUGAAUAGACGGACGGAUGACUUGUGA
Aspergillus versicolor CBS 583.65 is the source of this 2124-nucleotide messenger RNA. RefSeq lists its product as uncharacterized. The transcript is spliced from 4 exons. Gene Ontology annotation, biological process: DNA-templated transcription; regulation of DNA-templated transcription. Gene Ontology annotation, molecular function: DNA-binding transcription factor activity, RNA polymerase II-specific; zinc ion binding; DNA binding. The record is from RefSeq and is a predicted model, not a curated record. NCBI's taxonomy places the organism in Eukaryota, Fungi, Ascomycota, Eurotiomycetes, Eurotiales, Aspergillaceae. The coding region runs from base 1 to 2124 and encodes 707 amino acids.